Molecule: messenger RNA, 366 nt
Organism: Mycotypha africana
Lineage: Eukaryota; Fungi; Mucoromycota; Mucoromycetes; Mucorales; Mycotyphaceae
Product: F subunit of V-type ATPase
Exons: 5
Coding region: 1-366 (121 amino acids)
Biological process (GO): proton transmembrane transport
Cellular component (GO): proton-transporting V-type ATPase, V1 domain; fungal-type vacuole membrane
Molecular function (GO): proton-transporting ATPase activity, rotational mechanism
Source: RefSeq, a predicted model, not a curated record
AUGUCUGGAGGUGCAUCACUACAGAAAGACAGAAAUUUCAUUGCGGUUAUUGGUGACGAGGAUUCCGUCACUGGGCUUUUAUUGGCAGGUAUUGGCCAUGUUAAUCAACAACAAAAGAGGAACUUUUUAGUGGUUGAUGCUAAAACACCCUUAACAACAAUCGAGGAAACAUUUACAGAAUAUACCAAACGUAAAGAUAUCGCUAUCAUUUUAAUCAAUCAACAUAUCGCUGAAGAUAUUCGUGAGUUAGUGGACGGUCAUAAUGCUGCUUUCCCUGCUGUACUCGAGAUACCCUCCAAAGAUCAUCCUUACGAUCCUGAGAAAGAUAGUGUCCUUAAACGUGUCAGAAGAUUGUUUGGCGAGUAA